Molecule: messenger RNA, 3929 nt
Organism: Rhopalosiphum maidis (corn leaf aphid)
Lineage: Eukaryota; Metazoa; Arthropoda; Insecta; Hemiptera; Aphididae
Gene: coro
Product: coronin-1C
Exons: 8
Coding region: 1-1566 (521 amino acids)
Biological process (GO): actin filament organization
Molecular function (GO): actin filament binding
Source: RefSeq, a predicted model, not a curated record
AUGUCUUUUAAAGUAAGAAGUAGUAAGUUUCGUCAUGUUUACGGUACAGCUUUAAAACGUGAAUAUUGUUAUGACAAUAUUCGAGUAUCCAAAUCUUCGUGGGAUUCCACUUUUUGUGCGGUGAAUCCAAAAUUUGUGGCCUGCAUUGUUGAAUCAGCUGGUGGAGGCGCUUUUAUUGUUCUACCUCUUUCAAAGACUGGUCGAUUACCUGCUGAUCAACCUGUAGUUGGAGGUCAUAAGGGUCCAGUAUUGGAUAUUGCAUGGUGUCCGCAUAAUGAUAAUGUAAUUGCUAGCGGUUCGGAAGAUUGUGUGGUAAAGGUUUGGCAAAUUCCCGAUGGUGGUAUUACACGAACAUUAACUGAGUCUGUAGUAGAUUUAAUUUAUCACCAAAGGAGAGUUGGUCUGGUAUUAUGGCAUCCAACUGCUCGAAAUAUUUUGUUAUCUGCCGGAUCUGAUAAUCAAGUAGUAAUCUGGAAUGUUGGUGUUGGUGAACCACUAAUCCAUAUAGAUUGUCAUCCAGAUAUCGUGUUUAGUGCUUCAUGGAAUUUUGAUGGAUCACAAUUAUUGACAACGUGUAAAGAUAAAAAGCUGAGGCUAAUUAAUCCUAGAAGUGGAGAAAUUGAGCAGGAAGUAAUAUGUCAUGAAGGAAGCAAAGCAUCCCGAGGUAUAUUUUUAAAAGGAGGCCUUAUAUUUACAACUGGUUUUAGUAAACUUUCUGAAAGACAGUAUUCUUUGAGAUCUCCCGAAAAAUUAGAUGAUCCCAUUGUUAUGGUUGAAUUAGAUACAAGCAAUGGUGUUAUGUUUCCGCUAUAUGAUCCUGAUACUAGUAUGAUUUACCUGUGUGGAAAGGGGGAUAGUGUAAUUCGAUAUUUUGAAAUUACUGCGGAACAUCCAUUUGUUCAUUACAUCAAUACGUUCCAAACACCAGACCCUCAACGAGGAAUUGGCAUGAUGCCGAAACGUGGUUGUGAUGUAUCUAUUUGUGAAAUAUCAAAGUUUUAUCGCUUGAAUAAUUCUGGACUCUGUCAAGCAAUUAGCAUGACGGUUCCAAGAAAGUCAGAGUUAUUUCAAGAAGAUUUAUAUCCUGAUACUAUUGGAGAUAUUCCUGCAAUAGACGCUGAAGAUUGGUUUAAUGGUCAAGAUGCUGAACCUAUCCUGAUAUCAUUAAAAGAUUAUCAUCAGCCAACACGAUUGCCUACGGCUUCUGAAAUGAAGGUUGCUAAAAAGCCAAAUAUACUGGAUAAACCAUCAGCAAAUAAAACAGUCAAGUCCAGCUCAAACAAUACAACCGCACCUCCUGUAGCUAAACCACAAUUUACUCAGCCACAGCAGUCAAUUCCAGAUGAUAUCAUCAAAGAAUUUAAAGAGGAAAUUCGAAAGUUGAAAGCUAUGAUUGUAAAACAUGAAAAUCGUAUUAGAGCCUUAGAAGCUCGAGCAGCUGAGGAUACUACUGAUACAGCCAAAGAUAGUGGUGAUUCUCUUGUUCUUAAGAAUAGUGACCAGAAUGAUGUGGAAACCAAAGAUAAUGAUACAGAACAUGUGGAUACUAAUGAUGACGAUGACUAAAUUCUAUGGUACAAUAAUUUUUUUUAAACAAUUUUUUAGAACUUUGAGAUAAACUUGGUAAUUCUGGUUUUAUUUGCUAUAUUUAUGACAACACAUUAUUUAAUUACAAAAUAACAUGCUCAAAGUGGUUACAAUUCUACUUUUCUCUAGUCUUCAGUGUGUGUUUUUAAAAUUUUUAUUGUCGAUAAUAUAUUAAGUCAUGUUCCUCUUUUUCCCUCGAUUUGUAAUUGUCCUUUAAUUUAUAAUGAGUUAUAUUAUUAUUUGUAUUCUUUCAGCACUUUUUAUUAACACACAAAGUUACUUUGUUAAAUUCAUAUUGAAUAGAUUGAAUAAUUAUACCAACUAAAAAUAAUAUUAAUUAUUUACUGUUUGGUUGAAUUGGUCAGUUAUAAGUAAUAUCAAUCACAAUCUAGAAUCUUUUAAUUAAAAAUGUGCUUCCAAACAAAUUUAACUACUCCAUGAAUCUCUAGUCCUUGAUUGAGCAUUACAAUAAAUAUUUGAAACAAUAUUUUAUUGCAUAUAAAUAAAUGCUGGUAUGAAUACAAAGUGUUUCAUGAAACUAACAAUGUUUUGUGCUGAUAGAAUUUAAAAUGAUCUAUGUAACUUUAAUAAUAGAGACAAUUUUGACUGUAAAUUAUAAACAUUGAUUAAUUAAAAAAAAAAAAAAUUAUUUAUAAGAUAAUGUAACUAAGUGCUUGUGUUGAAAACAAAUUCUCAAAAACUUGCAUUCAAUAUUAAAUAUGAUAAACUUAUUAAUUGUUUUUAAUUAGCAUUUUUGAUUACAUUAAUAUAUACUUUACAUUUAACAACGAACUUUAGUUAUUUUGCUAUAGCUCAUAAUAAAUUUGUUAAUUAUAAGAUAGUAACCCAAUUAUUAUUUUAGUUUUAAUUCUGUCAGUAAUAUAAUAUCAAAUACAAUAAUUUAAAAAUUAUUGAUAUGGAUGUUCCAAUUAUAAAUUCUUUAAAUACAAAUUUAUUUAUUAAAAUAUCUAACAUUACUCAUAUCUAUGAUUCAUUGCAGUUAAAAACUGUAGUCAAUACCUAUUAAAAUGUUUUCAUUUUAUUUUGUAAAAAAUAACAAAAGAAACAUUAUCAUAAAGUUAUAAAAAUAUAUUGUAAUAAUCUUGUAUUGAUUUACUUUUUUUAUCGUCCUAUUAUGCAUUUAAUAUUUUUAAUUUUAUAAAUUGCAUUAUUAAUAAGUAUCUAACAACAAUAAGACAAUAUGGACAUGUGGUACAAUUGUAAUUUGUUGCAUACUAUUAUCAUGGGAAGUUUUAACAAAAUUUCACUUGUUAUUUAAAGCAUUAAAACAAUCUGUUUUGUGUUCUUUUUAUAUAUAUAUAACAGAGUGUAAUAAUUGCCUAAAUCAUUUACUAAUAUUCCUUCAACAAAAAGCUAUUUAAAUGUAUUAAAAAAAAAAAAAAAAAAAAACAGUACAAUUUUUUUAUAAUGAACAGGGUGCUUAUGCGAAUUUUAAUAUAAAUAAAGUUAUAAACUAUUUAUAAAAAAAAAUACUCAAGUGCCAAUAUCAUAAUAACUUAAUCUUCACUUUAUCAUAUUUUAUGAUAACCAGUUGUUUAAUACAAAUGCUCAACAUUUUGUGAUUCCCAUAAAUACCAUGAAAAUGCAAUUGAUACUUAGUAACUUUAUCCCAUUAUAUCUUCUAUGACCAUACAUGAACAUCACAUUAUUGUGUUAAGAUAAAUUCAGAGUUAAUGCAUUAGAAAUUAAACUGUAGCUACUGUCAUUUAUAUUUUUUUUAAUUCAUAUGUAAAUAUAUUAUACUUUUUAAUACAUUUGUUAUCUAUUUUUAUACAUUUCUGUAAUACGUUUGUCAUAUGAAUGUAUUAUUAUUAUUAUUAUUAUUAUUAAAACUAUUAGUUAAUGGCUAUUUAAACAUGCAACAUUAUAUAGGAGUACACCCAAACAAGGAUAUUACGCUUUUUUUAAUCCAAAUAUUUUAACCAUUAUUUCUUCCCUUAUGUCUUACCUAUUGUCAACUGAUUGAAUUUAAAAUACUUUAAAGAUAGUCAAAAAAAUUGUAUUUUGUUAUGAUAAUAAUAUGCAUUGUAUUUUGUACUCUUUUCUUAUGUAUAACAUAUAUAUGUAAUAUGUAUUAUAUAUUAUACACACGUCUGUAUAAUAUUAGAUUAAAUAAUUGUGUGUAUGUGUGUAUGUGUGUGAUCAGAUAUCGAACAGAGUGUAUUAAACUUUUUGAAAACAAAUUGUAAAACGGUUUGAAUUUUUAUCAUUUAUUUAUUUGUAUGUAUUGUUUUGUUGAAUAUAUAAAUAUGUUCAGUGAUGUGCCAUUUACACACAGUAGUUGUGUAUUCGCUAGAUUAAUAACAAAUGAUAAUUUGUAA